This is a messenger RNA of Aspergillus puulaauensis, 645 nucleotides long. Its product is annotated as putative BAP31 domain protein. Lineage: Eukaryota; Fungi; Ascomycota; Eurotiomycetes; Eurotiales; Aspergillaceae. The transcript has 4 exons. Gene Ontology annotation, biological process: intracellular protein transport; endoplasmic reticulum to Golgi vesicle-mediated transport. Gene Ontology annotation, cellular component: endoplasmic reticulum membrane; endoplasmic reticulum. The record is from RefSeq and is a predicted model, not a curated record. The coding region runs from base 1 to 645 and encodes 214 amino acids.
AUGACGCUUUACUACAGUCUUGUCUUUUGCCUUCUCGUCCUCGAGAUGGGCGUCUUCAUGGGCCUGAUCGUACCCCUUCCCUUCGCUGUCAGGCGUAAGCUUUUCACCUUCGUCUCGGAAAGCCCGGUAAUCGCGAAGUUGCAAUAUGGCCUUAGGAUCACAUUUAUCUUCAUCCUCAUCUUGUUCAUUGACAGCGUCAACCGGGUGUACCGGGUACAGCUGGAGGUGUCCGCCUUCUCGAAAGAGGGUGGAAAUGUGGGAGGUGCCGCCCUCGGUACCGACCGCUCGGAAGUCCAAGCCCGCAAGUUCUACUCUCAACGCAACAUGUACCUCUGUGGAUUCACUCUCUUCCUGUCUCUUAUCCUCAACCGCACCUACACCAUGAUCCUUGAGACCCUCCGCCUUGAAGACCGUGUCAAGCUUCUCGAAGGCAACAAGAAGUCUGGCGGCAAGGAUUCUGCUCGUCUUGCACAGGCUGGUGACAUGGGUGAGAUCGGACGUCUGAAGAAGGAGCUUGAGGCCAAGGACCGUGAUAUCGACACUCUGAAGAAACAGACUGAGGGCCUUACUCGGGAAUACCACAACUUGGGUGACCAGGUUGCGGGCAGCAAGAGCGAAGGCUCCGGUGAGAAGAAGGAUCUGUAA